Knipowitschia caucasica is the source of this 2955-nucleotide messenger RNA. The record is from the annotation of a GenBank genome assembly. Lineage: Eukaryota; Metazoa; Chordata; Actinopteri; Gobiiformes; Gobiidae.
AUGGAGAGGAUCCCAGAGGAGCGUUACACUACAGCACCACCUGCAGGAGAGGAGGAGCGUUACACUACAGCACCACCUGCAGGAGAGGAGGAGCAUUACACUACAGCAUCACCUACAGGAGAGGAGGAGCAUUACACUACAGCACCACCUACAGGAGAGGAGGAGCAUUACACUACAGCACCACCUACAGGAGAGGAGGAGCAUUACACUACAGCACCACCUGCAGUAGAGGAGGAGCAUUACACUACAGCACCACCUACAGGAGAGGAGGAGCAUUACACUACAGCACCUCCUGCAGGAGAGGAGGAGCAUUACACUACAGCACCUCCUGCAGGAGAGGAGGAGCGUUACACUACAGCACCACCUGCAGGAGAGGAGGAGCGUUACACUACAGCACCACCUGCAGGAGAGGAGGAGCAUUACACUACAGCAUCACCUACAGGAGAGGAGGAGCAUUACACUACAGCACCUCCUGCAGGAGAGGAGGAGCAUUACACUACAGCACCACCUGCAGUAGAGGAGGAGCGUUACACUACAGCACCACCUGCAGGAGAGGAGGAGCAUUACACUACAGCACCACCUGCAGUAGAGGAGGAGCGUUACACUACAGCACCACCUGCAGGAGAGGAGGAGCAUUACACUACAGCAUCACCUACAGGAGAGGAGGAGCAUUACACUACAGCACCACCUACAGGAGAGGAGGAGCAUUACACUACAGCACCACCUACAGGAGAGGAGGAGCAUUACACUACAGCACCACCUGCAGGAGAGGAGGAGCAUUACACUACAGCAUCACCUACAGGAGAGGAGGAGCAUUACACUACAGCACCACCUGCAGUAGAGGAGGAGCAUUACACUACAGCACCACCUACAGGAGAGGAGGAGCAUUACACUACAGCAUCACCUACAGGAGAGGAGGAGCAUUACACUACAGCACCUCCUGCAGGAGAGGAGGAGCAUUACACUACAGCACCACCUGCAGGAGAGGAGGAGCGUUACACUACAGCACCACCUGCAGUAGAGGAGGAGCAUUACACUACAGCACCACCUACAGGAGAGGAGGAGCAUUACACUACAGCACCUCCUGCAGGAGAGGAGGAGCAUUACACUACAGCACCUCCUGCAGGAGAGGAGGAGCGUUACACUACAGCACCACCUGCAGGAGAGGAGGAGCGUUACACUACAGCACCACCUGCAGGAGAGGAGGAGCAUUACACUACAGCAUCACCUACAGGAGAGGAGGAGCAUUACACUACAGCACCUCCUGCAGGAGAGGAGGAGCAUUACACUACAGCACCACCUGCAGUAGAGGAGGAGCGUUACACUACAGCACCACCUGCAGGAGAGGAGGAGCAUUACACUACAGCACCUCCUGCAGGAGAGGAGGAGCGUUACACUACAGCACCACCUGCAGGAGAGGAGGAGCAUUACACUACAGCAUCACCUACAGGAGAGGAGGAGCAUUACACUACAGCACCACCUACAGGAGAGGAGGAGCAUUACACUACAGCACCACCUACAGGAGAGGAGGAGCAUUACACUACAGCACCACCUGCAGUAGAGGAGGAGCAUUACACUACAGCACCACCUACAGGAGAGGAGGAGCAUUACACUACAGCACCUCCUGCAGGAGAGGAGGAGCAUUACACUACAGCACCUCCUGCAGGAGAGGAGGAGCGUUACACUACAGCACCACCUGCAGGAGAGGAGGAGCGUUACACUACAGCACCACCUGCAGGAGAGGAGGAGCAUUACACUACAGCAUCACCUACAGGAGAGGAGGAGCAUUACACUACAGCACCACCUACAGGAGAGGAGGAGCAUUACACUACAGCACCACCUACAGGAGAGGAGGAGCAUUACACUACAGCACCACCUGCAGUAGAGGAGGAGCAUUACACUACAGCACCACCUACAGGAGAGGAGGAGCAUUACACUACAGCACCACCUGCAGUAGAGGAGGAGCAUUACACUACAGCACCACCUGCAGUAGAGGAGGAGCGUUACACUACAGCACCUCCUGCAGGAGAGGAGGAGCAUUACACUACAGCACCUCCUGCAGGAGAGGAGGAGCAUUACACUACAGCACCACCUGCAGGAGAGGAGGAGCAUUACACUACAGCACCACCUACAGGAGAGGAGGAGCAUUACACUACAGCACCACCUACAGGAGAGGAGGAGCAUUACACUACAGCACCACCUGCAGAGAGGAGGAGCAUUACACUACAGCACCCUGCAGUAGAGGAGGAGCAUUACACUACAGCACCACCUGCAGGAGAGGAGGAGCAUUACACUACAGCACCACCUACAGGAGAGGAGGAGCAUUACACUACAGCACCACCUACAGGAGAGGAGGAGCAUUACACUACAGCACCACCUACAGGAGAGGAGGAGCAUUACACUACAGCACCACCUGCAGUAGAGGAGGAGCAUUACACUACAGCACCACCUGCAGGAGAGGAGGAGCAUUACACUACAGCACCACCUGCAGUAGAGGAGGAGCAUUACACUACAGCACCACCUGCAGGAGAGGAGGAGCAUUACACUACAGCACCACCUGCAGUAGAGAAGGAGCAUUACACUACAGCACCACCUGCAGGAGAGGAGGAGCAUUACACUACAGCACCACCUACAGGAGAGGAGGAGCAUUACACUACAGCACCACCUACAGGAGAGGAGGAGCAUUACACUACAGCACCACCUACAGGAGAGGAGGAGCAUUACACUACAGCACCACCUGCAGUAGAGGAGGAGCAUUACACUACAGCACCACCUGCAGGAGAGGAGGAGCAUUACACUACAGCACCACCUGCAGUAGAGGAGGAGCAUUACACUACAGCACCACCUGCAGGAGAGGAGGAGCAUUACACUACAGCACCUCCUGCAGUAGAGGAGGAGCAUUGGCCUGGCUUUUCCCUGUGCUCUUACAUGCAUCUGCUGAAGGUGUCUCAGUAG